Molecule: messenger RNA, 3045 nt
Organism: Lingula anatina
Lineage: Eukaryota; Metazoa; Brachiopoda; Lingulata; Lingulida; Lingulidae
Source: RefSeq, a predicted model, not a curated record
UACAUGAAAAAUUAGGCCUCUAAAGCCACGUGCGUUCUUUCAGGGAUUAGUAUCAUCCACAUGGCUAAGUAACACUUCAGCGUCCGCUUUGAAUGCUGAAGUCCCUUCAGUUACAUGAAAGUAAGAAGCAAACACUUUCCUUUACAUGGAUUCAGUAUGCUGAUUAUGUAAAUUGAUUCACGACACAAAGGAAAUCUAGUAAUGCAGACAUUUUAAGAAAAAUGGAACACCGUUGCAACGUAAAGACACCGGACAAAAAGGAUUUUUUUACAUUGAACAGUAUGCGGGAGAACAGGAGUGCCGUACAAUAGGAAGCCCUGGUCAUACAUUUUAAUGGAAUUUAAUAGUGCAACAAGCCCUUGACCUUUCUUACUAAAUAAGAGUUGAUCUUAUUAUUCUCAAGUCACUCUACUAAGACGUUGUGCGGAGAAAACAAGGAAAGGGAAGCCCAGUGCCCGGCGCAGAAUUUGACAAGUAGAGUAGCAAACAACGCAGAAAGUUAUCUUCAAAGGACGAGGUUGUUAAUAUAAAGAGACCACUGCACUAUAAGGACUUACUGAAGAGCUCCCACCACCGUGAUGGUGAAACGUAAAACAUGAGCAACAUGAAAGUAACAGGGAGCCCUCCUCUUCGGUUAAACAAAGUGGUCAUUAGCUACUUACCAAAUACUCAAUUCAAAGAUUAUUCUAGAAAAAAGUCACCGGAAAAACUGUCAGUUGGAAAUCCGAGGACAAGUCCCUCCGCUCUUCCUGAUAUUGCCAAACACCACUCUGUGGAACACGAAAUAGUGCGCUUAGAUCUCCUCAGCGGGAGAGGGCGGGACAAGGAGCGAAGACCAUCUCUGGUCUCUAAUCAAAGCGCAAGUUGUCCAGAUUUGAACAAGCAGGGAGAACAUGACACUUUAAUAUACGACAAGGAGCAGAUUUCACCUAGGUCAUUACAUAGAAAACUUGUUCCUAGGAAAUCAGAGAGCGGUCUAGACCAUGUAAUGCCAGAGCAGACACACUUUGUUCCAUCGCCCCCUAAGAGCGCGGCGGCUACCCACAACGCAAAAAACAAUCGACAGAAUAACAGCUACAAAUUUUCCCAAGCAGAUCGAAAAAUCCGUGGCUCUAGUGGUUCAUUAGUGUCCUUAAGAGGUCAUGCGGAGCUUUCUAAAACUCAGUCUGAUGGAUUUUUCAGAUCCAGAGCUCACACUGUUGAUGCAUCAACGUAUUACCCAAGGCCCAGGUAUAAACUGCGGGAACAGCAGUCGUCGUUCGCAACACCACCGUUAUCAAGAAGGAAGGGAUACGUUUUACGUGUAGAUUCACACGAUAAAAUAGAUGUAUCUAGCAAUAUCAAAGAAUUGGCUUUACACAGAGAUGAAUCACACACCACUGACGUUACUUCUUCGGAUCUAGUCCACUUCUCUAGCAAGGUGUCUACUAUAUCGAAUUCUUCCUAUGGCCCCCGCCAGACUCAACAAACAAGGGGGACAGAGGAGGAGGAAAAUGAUAAAGAAAAAGAUGACGAUGACGAAGAAGAAGUAGGACCGAGUCCACAAAUUGUUGUCAAAUGUCAGAAUUGGCUGAAGGGAUUGGAAAAAGCUAACCAAGAGAAGUGCCUGGAUGACAUAGCUUGUAUCACAUACAGCCAUGUGUAAUUUGUUGUAACACAUUUUAGGGUGUUUACCUGAUGUUGAUAAGGUAUUUUGACAGUUAGUGUUUUAAAAAAAUUGAUUUUAGAUACGGGGUUUUGUAGCAACCAAAAUAGUCAGUGGCGAUUAUUCUUGAAGCUUUAAUUAAAAUCGUGCGAGGUGCACCUGGCUUUGAAGAUAAUCAGUCAUUAUUUAAGUGAGACAGUGCUGUGCACCUGACUUUAUUACGGCUGUCGAAAGUGGUGGAAGAUAUGGAACUUGUUUUUCUACUGCCUGUAGUCUUAAAUUUUGACGAAGCCAGAGUGUCACUAUGUACAUUUUUGGAGAAAGCAACCAAAACCUCGUAGAUUUUAAAGUUCAGACGGUGACUCACUUAUAAAUCACACCACGUUCCAUUUGCGUCUAAAAAACGGGACCGAUCUGUUGUAAGUCGGUUAGUGGGUUGUAGUUGCCAUAGUUACUUCGAAAUUGAGGGUGGUAAAUAUAGUGUUGUCGUUAAUAUCCGUUUGUUGGUGGCUCAUGUAUGUCAUCUACGAAAUUGAUAAGCUAAACUUAUUUAAUUGAAAAACAACAUUAAAAACUAAUAGUCUGAUAUUAAACUGAAUGACGAUUAACUAAUUUAUUUUAAUUAACCUACUUAACCUCCCCUCAAAACUAACCACUGUUAAUGUUUAAAAUGGAAUAGUUUGAAUAAAAUGCACACUGCAACUGUAAAUCAACCAGUGGUUUAGUUACUGUAUUUGUGUAGGUUGUUAGUAGUUUUACUCGAUGCACUAUAGGCAUAUUUUAAAAUAGAAAUCUACCGCAUGAGGUGAGGUGAGGGUACAGGUUACGUAUUAAAUAUUUGACCAGAGCUCUAACGUACUGCGGCAAAGUCAAUAUUGUGGUCCGUAAAAGAUCAUGCGUUAUAUGUGAGACUGCUUGGAAAUCAAACAGUGUCGCGUCACCACUAAUAUUCAUUUGGUAUUAUUUAUUUGUUCUUGUUCGAUUUACAGACUACCAGUUGUUACAAUGAGGGCAAAAUAACAACUGAAGCAGGUUUGAGAAUAUUCUAUCUGUACACCAAAAGCUCAGUUUUCAAAGCUUAAAGAGACACUAAACCAAUGUGAUAUCGGUCUUGAAUCUUCAUUCCCUAUUGGAUUCAUUGAAUGAGUUUUGAGUUGCACUGAAUAAGAAUCAAUAGGUUUUAUCCAGGAUUGUGCGGUUUGAAGUUUGCACUAAAUAUUUAAAAUCCAUUCCGCUUUUAUGUAUCGAUCGCAUCGCAAGAACAAUAACUUAUGUUAGCUAGACAUAAACUUAAAUGAUUACAAAUAUGUUAGAAAAUAUAACGGAAAUUAAUAUAAAAUCCGAGUUGCGUUCAAUGUAUAAAGAAUAUUUCAUCAUCGAUUUCAUAACGACGUGGUAGA